This is a messenger RNA of Parascedosporium putredinis, 2373 nucleotides long. The record is from the annotation of a GenBank genome assembly. NCBI's taxonomy places the organism in Eukaryota, Fungi, Ascomycota, Sordariomycetes, Microascales, Microascaceae.
AUGUAUACCCUGACCCGCCUCGCCAUGUCGUCAACGGUCGAGUCGGCGUCGCUCACCGCGACGCUGACGUCCGCGAUCGCCAGCUCUACCGCGAACCGGGCUCCGCCCCAGGGCGGCGUGAUCGAGGGCGCCAACCCUUCGGUCUACAACCCCAAGGAUCCCAUCAUUAUCUUUAUCAUUCAGGCCAGUCUCAUCUUGAUCGUUUGCCACAUCUUGCACUGGCCUCUUUCCAAAAUUCGACAGCCUCGAGUCAUUGCCGAAACCGACGUUCGAUUCCUUCUCAGCAACUGGCGCGUCGCGACCUCGGUCGCAUUCGGCGGUCUCGCCAUUCCCUUCGCAGUGGGCUGCGGAAUCGCCUGGGGCCUGUAUAACCAAUUCGGCGGUGACGAGGGCACCCUCCAUAUCCGAUUCCCCGUCUUUAUGCUCUUCGUCGGUGUAGCCAUCGCCAUCACCGCCUUCCCAGUGCUCUGCCGUAUCUUGACCGAGCUGAAACUGCUCGAUACGUCGGUCGGUAUCAUCACCCUCUCCGCCGGUGUCGCCAACGAUGUCGUGGGAUGGAUCCUGCUCGCGCUGUGCGUCACCCUCGUGAACGCCGGCCAAGGACUCACUGCUUUAUGGAUCUUGCUUGCCUGUACUGGGUACAUGUUGUUCCUCAUCUACGCAGUCAAGCCCACCUUAGUUUGGGUCCUGCGCCGAACUGGGAGCCUGGAAAACGGCCCUUCCCAGGUCGCCAUUGCCUUGAUCCUCCUGGUCGCCCUCGCGUCCGCCUUCUUUACCGGCAUCAUUGGCGUGCAUACCAUUUUUGGCGGCUUCAUGGUCGGCCUCAUCAUUCCCCGCGAAAACCGCUUCAACAUUCACGUCAUUGAGAAGCUCGAGGAUCUAAUCGGUGCUCUGUUUUUGCCUCUCUACUUCACGCUCUCCGGUCUCAACACCAACCUGGGCCUUCUCAACAGCGGUAUCGCCUGGGCCUACGUCGUCGCCGUCACUUUGCUUGCUUUCUUCUCCAAGUUCAUCAGCGCCUCGGUCGCUGCCCGACUCAACGGUUUGGUUUGGCGUGAGUCCUUCACCAUUGGUGUGCUCAUGAGUUGCAAGGGUCUCGUUGAGUUGAUUGUCUUGAACAUAGGACUUCAAGCAAAGAUUCUCAGCCAGAGGACUUUUACCAUCUUCGUCGUCAUGGCUUUGAUUACCACCUUCCUCUCGACUCCGCUCGCCUCCUAUCUAUACCCUCCCUGGUACCAGAAGAAGCUGGCGGCGUGGAAGAGGGGCGAGAUUGACUGGGAUACUGGUGCUCCUCUGAUUCCCUCCGACACGAGCGGAAGCGGCUCCGGUGGAGAGCAAAGUUCCGACACGCGAGAAGCACCCAAGCGACCGGUUCGAGCUCAUGGUAUGCGCCUCGUCCCGUUGACGGAUCGUGACUCCGCUUUCAUGACGGUGGCCCAGGUCGAGGAGUACAGCAAGCACGACCCCGUUGUAAACACUUUCUGUACGGUUGGCCAGCUGCACCAUUUGUCCGUCUCCGGAGAGGUAGCCAUCAUGACCGAAGAUCGUUACGCCGAGGCCCUCGUAGCGAAAUCCUCCAGUUCCUCCUCGGACCUCCUCAUCGUCCCCUGGAGUGAGACGGGCGGAAUUGGUGACUCGCAGAUUCUAGCUCCCACGACCGUUGGCGAGAAGCUUGGCACGCAAUAUACGGGCUUCGUCAAAUCCAUCAUUGAUUCGGCAGAGAAGAACGUUGCCGUCUUCUUGGCGCAGAGCGACCAGGCUACGGGUCCCGCCUCCGCGGGCGAAGGAUCAUCUGGCGACAGGAUGAAGCUAUCCAGGGCGUACUCGUUCAGUGUCUCGCAGCAACCCAUGCCGCCCCUCCCUCCGGCGCAGAGAUCGUUCCACAUAUUUUUCCCCUUCAUUGGCGGUGCUGAUGAUAGGCUCGCCUUGAGCCUUGUGCUGCAGCUCUGUGAGCGGUCCGAGGUCACGGCUACGCUUUUGCGUGUCUCAGUCUCCUCCGUCGACAGCGCUAGCAAGGAAGCAGACGAUGCACACUUCGCCGCCGCUACUUCCCAGAUCUCGGCGGAGACCGACCCGCGCGUCAAGGUCGAGACGGUCUCCGGUAACAGCACCGUCGAAGACCUCCUCGGCCUCGCCACGUCUGACCUUUUGGGUUCGAGCCGUGAUCCAGCCCGCCGCGAUAUCAUCAUCGUCGGCAGGCACUUUGCUGCCAAUCUCAACUUGGGCAAGGUCGGCCCGCUUGCGGCGGAGAACCGCGAGUGCCUUGGCGUCGUGGCGAGCCAGAUCCUUGUCUCGACGCUCCAGGCCGACGUGUUGGUGGUUCAGGCGGCCAAGGAGUCUUCUACUACUGGAGGAGAGGCAUCGACUCCCUGA